CGGAUGACAGGCGCAACACGCCCUCAAAGGAUGUCUCUCGUCGCAUCGAGGCAGCGAGAAUGAUUGAUGAGGUCGCUUCAUUAGGUAUAUCUGCACAAUCUAAUCUCAAUGCAAGAAAAGUAGCGCCUCAGGUGUGGUCCACCAUUUUUCCCAUGCAGAGAAGAAGAGUGAGGUCUUCCAUUGUUUCUGCUUCUUCUGCCACCCUUCACCCGCUCUCACCUGCUGGAGAAAGCCCACGAGCCUUCCUGGGGCUCGGAAUCACCCUUUGCUGCCAUGGGAAGCGUCAGCUGCUGUGGAAAGAGAGAAAAGCAAGGGCGUGUGAUAUACGAUUGGCCAGCCACAUGUGGGGAGACGUCCUGGCAGGAGCAGCAUCCUUCUCUCUCGCUGCUCACGCCGCUGCUGCUGCUCUCCUCUCCUCUCUUUUUGGGGCGUAGAAAAGAAGAACAGCGACUGAGGCGGGGAGAGCGAACGAGAGAGAGAAAGGGAGAAGCCCUCUGACGAGCAUCGAGGCUGACACACACUUGCAGAGAGGAGCUGAGAGAGGAAACAAUAUUUGGAACGUUGCAGGGUGUUGCCCUGCCCUGGAUAGUCCUACUGAGACUCCAAGUGGAUGAGCGAUGGCGACGCCCUACAAAGCUAAGCCUUUUCCCAGCUUGGCGCUCCACCUCCAUGGCCUUGACUGUCCACUGUACAAGCAGUAAGCAGCGACUGUGAGGAAGGACGUCUUCAUUUAUGACACCCUGAGGUUCAGUUUGUGCAGAGAACCCCGAAAGCCAACUUGGAGGAGUCUUUAGUCAAGCAGUGUUGGAAGUCCUUGGAAGGACCCAGAGCCUGAGGGUGGCCCCACCAUGAUGGUCCCCUCCUCUGGCCUCCUGCUGGUGCUGAUGUGCUGCCCCCUGCUGGGCCUGGUCCAGUCUGCCAGCGGCAACAAGGCCAGCGAUAACAAACUCAGCGAAUCGGACCCUCAGCGCUGCAUGAGGCACCACUUUGUCGAGACCAUCGCCCACCCCAUAUAUAAGUGCAACUCCAAGAUGGUUCUGCUGGCGCGGUGCGAGGGCCACUGCAGCUGGACUACGCGCUCCGACCCGCUCAUCUCCUUCAGCUCGGUGCUGAAGCAGCCCUUCAAGAGCACCUGCUCCUGCUGCCGGCCACACACCUCCAAGCUCAAGGCGGUGCGGCUGCGCUGCGCCGGCGGCACACGCAUCACCGCCACCUACAGAUACAUCCUGGCCUGCAACUGUGAGGAGUGCAGCUAAGCUAAGCUCAUUCUCCGCCGCAUAGAAACAAUUUUUUUUUCUGAAUCCCGACGUGCUGGAUCUUUACUGGAGCACACCUGCACACCUACACACCCCCCCCCUCCCCAGUAACAUUUGACAUGCUCCUCCACAGGGUUUUUUGGCGAUGUGGUCAGGUGGACUAUAAAAGAUGGCGGCGUCAGACCGUGUGAGGCGUUUCUUCAAUGUGGUCUGUUUGAAUCUCCUCUAAUAUCACGCUGGAUUUGUACGAGCUUCUCUCUCUCGCUCUCUGGGAGGAAACUAUUCCUCGUGGACUUCCAGGUAGUCCUCUUCCAAGAAUAACACAAUCUCACACUGACUCAUGGACACCCCGGGUCAAAUCUGGGAGCCAUCACGUGACGUCACGGUCCGUUUAUUCUCUCCAUUGUGGUGUUCUCCCUUCAUUAAAGUACACAUGUUGUCAACGCAAACUAAGGAUUUAGCUCAUAUUUGAUUUGGAUUAAUUUGACGAUAUUAAUUAAUCCGCUUGUGCCAUCCUAGUUACUGCCGUUGUGUCCUUGGGCAAGACACUUUACCCACCUGCUCCCAGUGCCACCCACACUGGUUUAAAUGUAACUUGGAUAUUGGGUGUCACUAUGUAAAGCGCUUUGAGUCACUUGAGAAAAGCGCUAUAUAAAUAUAAUUCAUUUCACUUCACUUCUUUCCACUUCCAGUCAUCCAACGUUUCAGUACUGAACUACUAAAGGCCAUUACAGGCUCUUUAACGCCCUCUGCUGGACAGUUGUGUAAUACACACCACCAUGUUAUUUUCUGAACUAGUGCAAAAAUAAAACCUUAAUUCUCAAAA
This is a messenger RNA of Nerophis ophidion (straightnose pipefish), 2082 nucleotides long. It is a transcript of the gene ndp, whose product is annotated as norrin cystine knot growth factor NDP. The record is from RefSeq and is a predicted model, not a curated record. Gene Ontology annotation, biological process: Wnt signaling pathway. Bases 849 to 1256 code for a protein of 135 amino acids. The transcript has 7 exons. NCBI's taxonomy places the organism in Eukaryota, Metazoa, Chordata, Actinopteri, Syngnathiformes, Syngnathidae.